ACAGUAGGCUAACCUAAAGCUAAUUUGGUUAGCGUUAAUAGGCUGGUCCUCGAAUUUAUUGGUUUUGUUUAGUAGCCAACUGUAGUUGAGGUUGGCAGACAUAGAAUAGCCUUAAUCGGAUUGGAAAAUUGACAUUUUUCAAACCUUUAGCUAGAGCUCUAAUUUAAUACAGCAAUUCUAUUCUAGACUGUAUAAUGCCAUCACGGAGCAGCAGGCGCCGAGCCUCGCGGCAGAGGAGAUGGUCUCUCUGGUGUUUUGCAGGUGCUGAUGUGAAGGAGACGGUGGACAUGGGGACGCAGACGGAGUGCCCGACCGUGGAGGUGGCCACCCAGGCGGACGGACCCGAGACGGCAGAGGCGACCACUCAGGCAGGUUGGGUGACAGCCGAGGCCAGCACUCAGGCUGCUUGUGGAACGGCUGAGGCCGGGAUACAGGCAGUGAGAGUAAUGGCCGAAGCUGGAUGUCAAUCUGUCUGGGCAACCAGCGAGGCCUCCGUCCAGGCGGCGGGGGUAACUGCUGAGGCUGACACCCAGGUGGACUCCACGGACGCGACCCAUUGGCUUGAUGCUGAGCUACCAGGAGCAUCUGUCCAGAGGACAACUGGUGCUGUUCCAGACGCCGACUGGACAGUCCAGAACAUGAACCAGACGACAGCUUUUGAGUAUUCAGAGUUCUUCCGCAACGGCCAGAUGUGGGUGGAGGUGAAGCUCAGGUGUGAGGAGAGGCGUGAGGGUCCGUACCUCAGGCAGUACUGGUACCUCAUCAACAACUGUUCCCAAGAGACAGCAGAGGGAUUCAUGCCCUACGCCAACGGAGAGCUGCUCACUCACAUUGAGUGGUACUGUGGGAGCAUCACUGCGGUGUACUCACACAUCCACACACAGAUGACCACAGUUAUGGACAUAGGAGGACUCCUGUACGGCGAGACAUCGACCAGCUGCAGGGGUCUGUCCAUGGACGCUGCUGGAACCUGGACUCGCCUGGAGAGGACCGACACUCUCCGGAUGCCCCUGGACCAGUUCUUCACUCCUCAGCCGGACCCUGAUGACGACUCUGCUGGCCUCUUGGAAAUCGACUGGUAUCCUGGUGAUGACUCUCCUGGUCCUGAUCCUGGCGCUGAUGGGUUCAACGACGCUGAUUGGUUCGACGCUGAUGGUGACAACGCUGGAUUCGAUAACGCUGCUGAUGACGACUCUGCUGAUGACGACGCUGCUGAUGCUGACGCUGGAUUCGACGUUGCUGAUGACGACGCUGGAUUCGACGCUGCUGAUGACGACGCUGCUGAUGACGACGCUGCUGAUGAUGACGCUGGAUUCGACGCUGCUGAUGACGCCGUUGGAUUGGACACUGGAUUCGACGCUGCUGAUGGAUUGGAGGACGCUGCUGCUGUCCGCUCUCCUGCUCCUGGUCCUCACGCUGCUGAUGCUGAUGCUGCUGCUGGUACUGAUGCUGCUGCUGCUGACAACUCUACGGCCCCUGGAUUCGACGAUGCUGCUGGUUGCUCUGGUGCUCUCUCUGCUGCUGCUUCCGUUGCUAGCCAGGUUCCCUCUGUGUACUACUUCUUCCAGUCCACCGGUCUGGGGGACUUCCCCCUGAGGCUUGCUGGACUGAGGGACGCCUUCGCUGUCUUGCUUGAGCAGCCAGAGACAGCCAACUUCAUCGCUGUGACAGGGUCCAUGCUUGUGAAGAACUUGGCCACCCUCAAUGGAAAGGAUGCUGGUGCAACUCAGCAGGCCUUUGACGAGGUGGUGGCCUUCGCCCAGACACAGACUCCCACCAUCACCACUGAGCUCCUGGAGGUUGGGAUCCACCAGUUCAACCUCCUGGAUGUGGUCUUCGAGCUGCUGCUGUUCAGAAACCUAGAGUUGGCGUAUGUGCGGCUGGUCCCUCAGGCACAGGACGGGUUCCUGGAUCAUCUGGCGACAGUGGUCCAGUCCCUCCUGCCCUCUGAGGCGUGGCCACCCCAGGCAGCCCAGUGCUGGGAGCUCCUGCAGUCUGAGGCAAUCUCCUUCGUGUUGGAGAUCCUGUCCCUGGACGUGUCAUCGUACCACCAGCCCCAGCACCUGGCCCAGAGGGUCUUCAGCAGCCUGGAGCGCCGCAUCGACCAGCUGCUGAGCGUGAUGCCGUCUGGCUAAUAUCCCUUUCCCUCUUUAGUUUCCGUUAUGAAGGGUUUAGUUACUUAGGCUUAGUGGGGUUUAGAUUUUAGUGAGCAAAACUUAGUACUUACUACUGUAUGGGUUUAGUUUCUUAACACGUAGAAGCGUUUCAGUCUAGUAUUUAGUAUAAAUGGGUCAAGUAAUUGCGUAGUAAGGUAGGGUUUAGGUGUAAGAAUGAGGGUUUUGCUUUUAGUUUUUGGUUCUAUGAUUAAUAUGGGCAUUUAGUUUUUAGUGUUUCAGAGGGUUAGGGCAUUUGUUUUUCUAUGGUAUAGUCUGGAUUUGAACUAGUUUAUAGCUUUCAUCUACCAAGGUUUAGUACUUAGUUAAGUUAAUUCGUUGUAGUAUAAUGGACGGUUAUUUUGAACGGUUAGUGCUCUCAUGUUUAGUGGGUUAGUGGAUGGAUUAGCUGUAGUUUUGAUUGAGGGUUAAUGUUUACAGUAGAAGGGUUUGAUUAUGUUUAAUCCAUAAGGGUUGGAACUUUUUUUAAGGUCUUAUUGAGUAUAAUUGAGUAUUUGAGGGUUUAUUUGCUGUAAAUGUGGAUAUCUUAUAGCAAUUUUAGGGUCUAUUUUUUUAGUGUAUGGUUUUUGCAUGUAUCCGGGUUUCCUUGUAGUGAUUUCUUAUGUUAAAGGACAAGCACACUAUUUUGAACAUUAAGCCCAUUUUAGUACUUCUCUGCAAUGUUCUAUUGCAUCCCCUCUCAUUGUUUUUUUUCUUUGUUUUUUUUAAACAUUUGUUUUCAAAGUAUGCAUCUCACUGGGUGAUGGGGGUGUUCACUGGCAUUCCCUACGAAAUGUGAAGGGGAAGUACGGCUUCUGUCAUUUAUUUCCCAUUUUGUGAAUGAAAGAAAAUAAUGUGUUUACUUAAUGCUACAUAUGUAAAACAUCACAAACGCCAUGUUUUACUAUGAAAAUUGUUACCCCUGAACACUUAAUGAGUUGCAUACCGGUAUUCUUAGAAAAAAAAAAUGUUGGUGUGGUUUUAAGAAUAGAUUUCCAUAGAUGGCCAUUCUAAAUCUAGUUGAGACAAAAUCCAAAGUAGCCAAAUAACAGAGACCGCAGCAAACAUGAAGUAAACGGUGAGGGGGACUCUAAAACAUUGCAGACAAGUAAAAAAAGGGGGUUAAUGUUCAAAGUAGUGCACUUGUCCUUUAAGUAUAGCCUGGGUUGUUUACAAUGUUUAGUAAAGUUGGAUUCUUUUUUUUCAGCAUUCAGAUUGUAAUGAGUAGUCGGGUGUACUGGUCUUUUAUUUCAUAUUAAGUAGGGUUUGGUUAUUAAUGUUACUUGGGGGAUUGUUUUUCGGGUGAGUUAACCUUUUGGUUUCAAUUUAGUAGUGCAGUGCAUAAGAAGCACAAUGAGUGCGUUUACAUGCAGUUCAGUAUCCCGAAUAUGAGGCAUAUCCCGGUUAUGAUCAUAUUCAGGAUAAUGUGUUUAUAUGGGCACAGAACGUUAUAUCCCAGUCUACAUUCUUGGCCGUUAUAGAAUUCUCUUCAAAUGCGUGUAGCCUGGAUACCAGCAACAGCGUUCCAUGGGAAGCCCCUGUAUUCGGGAUAAGGUGUAUACAUGCAUCAGCAGAGAUGUGGACUUGUGACUUGUGACUCGGACUGACUUGUGACUUGAGUCACAAAUGACUCGACUUGAGACUUGACUUGCCAAUAUUAGGAGUGACUUGUGACUUGACUCGACUUGUACGCUAUUGACUUGAGACUUGACUCGACUUGACAGUUUUAGCUUGCAAUGACUUGCAAUUGUGCUCCAAGUCAAUGAAUAUAUAUAUUUUUUUGCAUUUUGUGUGUGAAAAAAAUGCAUGAAAGAAAGAAAAAAAUAAAUGAUUUACCUUCAACCAUAGUCAAAAACCAUGCUAAAAAAUAUAUAUGAUCAAUUGUGGGUUGCAUGGUCACCCAAACAAACAUGAAAGCUUGUCUGCAGCCGUGCUGUAAUGGUUAGGGAGUUGGGCUGGAGAUCACAGAGUUGCAGGUUUGAAUCCCACCCUUAAGCCCACCUCUUCCUACAUCUCCAUCCAUGACUGAAGUGCCCUUGAGCAAGGCACCUAACCCCAUAUUGCUCAAAGGACUGUCACCAAUAUAUGCGUUGGAUAAAAGAUAAAAGUAAUUUAAUGAAUAAUUAUAAACCGUGGUAAAACAAUGGUUAGUUUUCAGAGUAAAACCAUGGUUCAAUUUAUAGUUAAACCUAGUAAAACCAAAAACCAAUGCCGAACCAUGCUCAAAAAACUGAAAUCAUAGUAUACCAUGGUCGAUUUCCGGGACAUGACUGGCGAAGGGGGACAUGCAAAGCAGUGUGGAGAGGUAACAGGGUCGGUUCUGGCUUAUUUGGUGCCCUAGGCGAGUUUGAGUUCUGCAUCAUGCAAUGACUGGUUUAAUGAGAACAUAACAAUUCUCCACCCAGCAGAGCAGCACUGCUCUGUCAGCGCUUCCCUCUGUCUCUCGAGUGUGAGUCUCCAAAUUCAAAAUACAUCGCACGCUGUCACUCAUCCCGCCCCCUUUCUCAGGACUGUCUGUUUAUUGGUUCACAGACUUCCCAGAGACAGUUGAAAGCGAUAUUACUAUUGGCUGAGGGGCGUUUUGCCGUGAGGAGCGCUUUCACUGCGCUUUGUUGAUUGCGACUUCAUAAAAAAAACCUCCAUAGCGCAAAUUUACGCAUCGGAGAGCGCCAUUUCGGCGCUCCUUCUUCACAUGGCGCUCUAGGCGACCGCCUAGCCGGCCUAUGCUUAAAACCGGCCCUGAGAGGUAAUGAAUUUAUGACCAAAGGUAAUUGUCAAUAUUGCACAUAGAAUACAAGGUGACUUGUUAAUGACUUGGAAAAAAAUAAGACUUGGACUUGGACUUGACUUGGCUUUGGCACGACUUGGACUUGGACUUGACUUGACUUGGCUUUGGCACGACUUGGACUUGGACUUGACUUGGUCAAAUGUGUCGUAACUUGUGACUUGACUCGGACUUGAUUGGAAGGACUUGAGACUUACUUGCGACUUGCAAAUUAGUGACUUGGUCCCAUCUCUGUGCAUCAGUAUCCCGGCUUCUUUCGGAGAACUCCACCUAGCAUAUCCCGAUGUCUCAGUAUCCCGAAUAAGGGCUUAUUCGGGAUACUGAAGUGUUUAUAUGCGCAAACGCAAAUUCGGGAUACAUAAUAUCCCGAUCAUAUUCGGGAUACUGAACUGCAUGUAUACGCACUCAGUGUUUCUCUGCAGCAGGGGGGAAACUUAACAUUUUUCCCCACCAGUCACUGUGGCAGGUAGAUUCUAAAAUCUACCAGUCACUCACAAUUUUUACCAGUCACCAUUUUUACUAGUUCAUAUUCAACCGUUACAAACAUUGUAAUGCCAAGUACGAUCAUUUUCUGAUCAAUACUUUUGUUUCAGAGGUCAUAAAUCCAGUUAUUGUGAUGCCGAGAACUCUUUUCAUUACCAAUUUGCUUUGAUGUUGGAUGCUGCGUAUAAUUCCGCAUUAACCCGGGUGCCUGUAGAAAAAAUUCACGGGUCAAGGUGACGGGUGUUUAAGGUGGAUGGGUGCUUAUUUCCAUCCCUGCUCUGCAGUUGUGUAGGUGCUUUCUAUGAAAAGCCAAAAAACCUUUCAGCAACCCAACUCUGAAAUGAAAUUCAGUGGGGAUUGGUGAAUGGUUCUCAUUGGCUAAUGCCCCAUUUUACUCAAAUGUGUUCUACCCAAGCUCUGCGCCCCUCCCUCUCUGUGUAUGAUCUGUCUUUUUCUGCAGUUGUUCCCUGUUGGUGCUAUGCGGGACUAAAGACCAGAACCAAGUCAUGAUGCGGACCCUGAUGACGAGAACCAUUGAAGCUGAAGAUGACCACCGAUGACCAGCAUAGAGGAUCCACAAACUGAAGGUGAACCUAGAAGACCAGCCUACCAGGAUCCACAUACUGAAGACAACCAUAGAAGACCAGUCUAGAGAGACCCACACCAUGGAGGACUUACAUCAUCAUCUCACAGCUUGACAGAAGAUUUUUUUUAAAUGAUCUAUUCUGGACAUAUCUGAUGCCAUCUGACUGUCAGCAAGACUGAUGACAAAACCAACAUGGAAUACUGGAAAACCCAAUGAAAAUGGUCAAUUUUUCAACAUUGGACAUUUACUUAUUUAUGAUCACGUCAUACUUUUUUCCACCCUAGUAAAUAAUAUUUUUGACUUUGAAAAAGCA
Engraulis encrasicolus (European anchovy) is the source of this 6320-nucleotide messenger RNA. RefSeq lists its product as uncharacterized. Lineage: Eukaryota; Metazoa; Chordata; Actinopteri; Clupeiformes; Engraulidae. The transcript has 14 exons. The coding region runs from base 195 to 2135 and encodes 646 amino acids. The record is from RefSeq and is a predicted model, not a curated record. Gene Ontology annotation, biological process: mitochondrial fusion.